AUGGCUAUGGUCGACCUCGAACCCAGCGAAUGGCGCGAAGAGGAGGCGGAGGCCGAGACGCACGGCGAGCCCGGCGAGAUGUACGAGGUGACGCCAGAGUACGUGAACCUGCUUACUGCUCCGACAGAAAGCUACCUAUGUGAUUUGGAGCACAACAUCUACAACCUUCAGUUUGUUGAUUUCAGGAUCCGGUCGUUGGACGAGGGCAACGAAGGGAUCACUGCCUCGAUCGGCACCAAUCUUCGCAAGCACCGAUGCUAUGACUUCACCAUGCCCUUCGUAAUCCCGAACACCAGGAAUACUUGGGAGAUGAUUUAUACCAAACCGGAGCUCAGCGACGAGUGGAAGGAAGCACUGAUCAGCAGCCCUUGGGAAGUUCGAUCUGAUAGCUUCUACUUUGUCGACAGGCGCCUCGUGAUGCACAACCGUGCAGAAUACAACUAUGGGUAUUGA
This is a messenger RNA of Symbiodinium necroappetens, 453 nucleotides long. NCBI's taxonomy places the organism in Eukaryota, Dinophyceae, Suessiales, Symbiodiniaceae. The record is from the annotation of a GenBank genome assembly.